Hymenoscyphus albidus is the source of this 1390-nucleotide messenger RNA. The record is from the annotation of a GenBank genome assembly. Lineage: Eukaryota; Fungi; Ascomycota; Leotiomycetes; Helotiales; Helotiaceae.
AUGAUUUUCACCAAAUCCGGUCUUUCGGUACUCUGGUUGUGUGCUUCCCCAAUCGUGACACUUGCGAAUCCCCUUUCGAAACGAGGCCCCGAUGAUGAUCUCGCAAAGAUUGCGUUGGUCAAUGCGUAUAAGGUCUUGAAUGGUACCCUCAAUGAUGGAAGUACCCACACCGGUUGUACGAAAGACAAUGUCAUAGUUAGGAAAGAAUAGUAAGUUGGUUUGGGGUUCAAAUGCAUCUCUCGCUCGCUAAAACACGGUCACAGUGGCGACCUUACAACCGAUGAGAAAGAUGACUAUGUUAAGUCAGUCAAAUGCUUGCUCGGUGCGCCAUCGAAGUUGAGUGCAACUCAAUAUCCUGGAGCCAAGAACAGAUAUGAUGACUUUGUGGUUGUCCAUAUCAACAUGACCAUGCAUGUUCAUGAUACUGUAAGUUUCUUCAGAUUAGUUCGUUACUUGUACUGACUACAUAGGCAAACUUCCUCCAUUGGCAUAGAUAUUAUAUCUGGGCUUACGAGACGGCAUUACGAAAAGAAUGUGGAUACAAGGGUUAUCAGCCAGUAAGUUUCCAUCGACCAGUAUCUUUUGGAUGGCAUGCUGAGUAGUUGAAGUACUGGAACUGGGGAAGAUAUCCAGACCCCACAACCUCACCGAUAUUCAAUGGAGACGCUCACAGUAUGGGUGGAAACGGAGAAUAUGUGAAGCACGCAGGUCAGGGUUUGGGUUUACCAAAUACUAUGGUGCCGGCUGGAAAUGGUGGUGGAUGUGUUAAAACAGGACCAUUCGCCAAGUAAGCCCUCCAGAUUUCGAAUACCCCUUUUCAACGCCACACCUGACACUUUACAGCAUGACAAUAAACCUUGGUCCACUAGCCGGCUCCAUGGACCCAGCACUCAAAAUCCUCAACAACCCUCGCUCUGAUGGCUACGGCUACAAUCCGCGCUGUCUCCGUCGAGACGUGAACACCUAUUUCACAUCACGAACCCUGACACCAGCCAAUAUAGCCGCCCACAUCAAGUCGACCACAGCGAUAGAAACCUUCCAGAAAUCCCUACAAACAGACACUAGUGCAGCCUUCAGUCUCCACACCUCAGGUCACUACAGUAUAUGGGGUGACCCAGGUGGAGAUUUCUUCGUUUCUCCAGGCGAGCCGGUAUUCUGGCUGCAUCAUGGACAGGUAGAUCGUCACUGGUGGAUAUGGCAGAAUCAGGAUCCUGCAAAUAGAGUGCAGCAGUAUAAAGGAGGGACUGUGAUGAGCCAAGCAAAUAGUCCGGCUGGAAAGAUUGAUGAUGUGCAGACACUGAGUGUUGUUGCUCCCGCCGGAUUUGCAGGAAUUCCAAGUAGGAACUUGGUUAGUAGUACUGCCGGGCCGUUUUGUUACGUAUAUGUGUAA